Messenger RNA from Mercenaria mercenaria, 3194 nucleotides. RefSeq names its product protein mono-ADP-ribosyltransferase PARP14-like. Lineage: Eukaryota; Metazoa; Mollusca; Bivalvia; Venerida; Veneridae. The annotation marks the transcript as partial. Gene Ontology annotation, molecular function: transcription corepressor activity. The record is from RefSeq and is a predicted model, not a curated record. Gene Ontology annotation, biological process: negative regulation of gene expression. The transcript has 5 exons. Gene Ontology annotation, cellular component: nucleus; cytoplasm.
AUCUCAGCAAUAUCGUAGAAGACACUCAUACAAUUGAUGGAAAGACAUUCAAUGUUGAAUAUUUUCAAACUGAGAUAAAUCGUGCUGAAGUCGAUUUUUGUCAGAGGCCGUUUCUGUCACCAAAACCAAUUGAGAUUAAAGAUGAUAUAGAUCUUUCCAAAAUUCAGUAUAUACAAUCUUCUGAGAAAUACAAAAAAGAUCUGGAGGACAAACUAUGCAAACAAUACGUGAACAUAAUAUGGCCCUCUCAAGGCCAAAAGAAAUUAGAACUUCAUUGUACUUUAACAAAAACUGUAGAAAAUCAUCAUGGCUUGGCAAAAUUUUGGAGGAAAGAGACUGAACGUGCAUUUUCUGAUUUUCUAGAGGCUAUUUCUGUUAGAAUUAUUGAAUUGCAGGAAGAUGUACAGGAGGACAUAAUGGCGUUUUUAAAAGAAUUUACUGUAAAAGAACCAUCAAAAGUGGCAUUAAUAUGUAAUAGAAACAAAAUGAAUCUUCAUGUAGUUGGCGAGAAAUAUGAUGUACAUAUGCUUGAACAGACAAUUAUUUCUGAAAUGAAGGAACAGAAAUCGUUUGAACUUGUUAUGAAUAUUGAACAUCAGAUUGAGAUGAACGUUUUGGUGACGACAAAUAUCAAAAGUAUGUUUGAAAGCGAGUUUGAGAACAUAAAUGUCAAGCUGGUUCGGGAAGAAAAUAAGAUUGUACUUCAUGGAAGAAAAUCAAGUGUCCGUAAUGCAGCAGAUCGCCUAAAAGAAAUUAGGGGAAAUUUGAAACGAACGUACAUUGAACAUCUAGAAGAGCCUUUUACCGAAUUGUACAUGUCAGAAAAUGUCAUGCGAUUUAUACAGGAAAGGCUGAGUGCAAAAGAUAUUAUAGCCAGUUGGACCGUCCGUAAUGGCAUGUUAGAAAUAUGCUGUAAUGGGCCACAUAAAAUAUCUGAAUGCAAGGAAAUUAUUCAGAAUUCAGUCAUAAGAAAAAUGAAAGUUGUUCCAAGCCCUGUUCCAAAUUUACAUUCAGAUAAAUGGCGCAGAACUGUUGAGGAUCUCCACAGCAAGUACAAAGGAAAAAUAAGAAUCAAGUUAGCAGGAAAUGCAACUAAAAUCUACAUUUAUGCAACAGAAGACCUAGAACGUCCUGCUUCAGAAGAUGUCACACAUUUUCUAGAAACUAACAAGGUCAUCAUAAAGACAUACAAGACAUUCCAACUUCAGAUGCGAUUCUUUAAAAAACACCUAAAAUCAGCAAUAGAAGAGAUUUCAAAACAAUUCGACGUUAGAAUUGAAAUUGAUCACAAAAACUUUUAUAGAAUUCAGGGUCUUCAAGUAGAUGUGAAUGAAGCUGCAACUAAUAUUAAAGAUAUGUUUGAUAAAUGUUGGCAGACCAAAGAAACUUUCGAGAUGAUUGGAAUUAAGCUCUACAUCGGAAGAAUGAAAGACAGUAUUAAUUUAGUUGAGAAUAAGUGCCAGUGCGUCAUUGGGACUGAAGAUGAUCUUCCUUUACACUGUGUUGACAAUAACGAUACGAAGGAACUCUCCAUGAGAACAGAAGAAAGUAGAUCAGAUCGCAUUGGCAGUUUUGAAAGCAGUUUAUUUGCACAAGAGAAAAUCUCCAGAAGUAUGGACACUUCGAUUUGUUACAAAAAUAGGAACUCGUACAAGCAGCAGAUUGUAAAUGGGGCUAAAAUUUUUGCAAAAUGCCUUGUAUUUGAAAAUAUCCAUAUAAUUGUGUGCCACGGAGAUAUUACAAAUUUAAAAGUCGAUGUGAUAGCACGAGAAACAGAUGAUAAUUUAGACUUUUCAGGAACUCUUGGUAGAACAAUUAUACAGAAAGGUGGUCAGGCGGUAAAAGACGAAUGUUUGCGCCUUGUUCAAACUCAGAAGCUCUCCUUGCAGAACACAAGCACUGUUUUUAGCUCAGCUGGAAGUAUGAAAGCAAAAUUCAUUUGUCAUAUCAGAAUUCAAAAAUGGAGCCAAGCGGGUGAAAAACACUUGGAAUCAUCUGUUUUGCAAUGUAUCAGUCAAUCAUCAGAGCGUCAAGCAAAUUCCUUAGCAUUUCCUGCCCUUGGUUGUGGAAUGAAUGGCUUCCCAGCGCAUGUAUCAGCAUCUGUUAUUGUACGUACAAUAAAAAGAAGUUUCCAAGAAACACAAAAUAGCUCGGUUACUGAGAUAUAUUUUUGCGAUGUGAGAAAAGAAAAUGUUCAAAAUUUCACUAAAGCCCUGUGUGAGGAAUUUGGAAAAAGAAAUGUAGAUGUAGAAGAUGGUGAUAGUGGUAUGGAUUUUACAGAUUAUACAACGUCAUUGAAUGAGGAACUGAGAACAGUAAAGUUGCCAAACAUUCAAGCCAGUCAGGGACCAUUUGUUAGGGAAAUAAAAUUUGGUGGAAUAUGUGUAUGUGUAAAAGGGGGAACAAUUGUCAAUGAAAAGGUUGAUGUACUUGUAAAUACAACAUCGAACAGUCUGAACUUAAAAGGUGGAGCUGUAUCUACAUCUGUGUUGCAGAAAGGUGGACUCGAAUUACAACAGCAGUUGCAUAAAACUUAUCCAAAAGGUAUCAAAUUUGGUGAAGUGGCUGUGAGUGAUGGGACAAAUUUGCCAUGCUCUAUAGUUCUACAUACUGCACUGGAAAAAUGGGAUGAUAAGAACUUUGGAAAAUGCAUUAAAGUAUGUACUAACAUUGCACUAUAUAAACAUGCCUUAUUUUAAUUAAACAUACAACAGUAAAAACUCUGAAAACCGACCAUGUCAAAAGUCCGGUUUUCCUAGGAUUAGCAUUUUCAGAGGGUUUUGCACAGAUUUAUGUUACGUAUUGACAGGGUGAGCAUUUGUUAUCGCCCGAAGUCCGUCCACAGUUCAUUGUGAACACGAUAGAGACCACAUUUUGCAGUUAAUAUUAAUCAAGCUUGCACACAAUUUCUAUUGGCAUCUCAGUUCCUUAAAAAACUUGGCAGAUUCUGUAAUGGGUUCCAGAGUUAUGACCCUUUAAAGUGUCAAAAUUUGCUAUUUUUGUCUUGUGAACAUGAUAGAGACCACUUUGUGCAAUCCAAUUUAAUCAGACUUGCUCACAACUUGUAUUAGUAUAAUAUCUCGGUUCCUUUCGAAAACUGUCCAGUUCCCAUCGUGGUUUCUAGAGUUAUGGCCCCUUAAAGGGUCAGAAUGCGCUGUUUUUGCCUUGUGAACACGAUACAGACCACAGUGUGC